ACACGGAACGCGAUGUUGAGGCAGAUGCUGACGCUCCUCGUUCUCACGAGCGGGAUAUUUUGCUCAGUUUCGUCGGACCCGAUCGAAACAAUUCCAUCCACGGACGCAGGCCCAGACUCGAGUCUAAAUCAAAGCCAAACCAGGAUUCUCAACGACUCCUCGAAACCGCAAACUCGUAGCCAGAAAGGUAUGCUUUCAGGCUCCCUCCCGUCGUCGCUGAUCACUAUGAACGGUCAAAAUAAUUACCAGGCGAGCCAACAGACGUUUUACGGCGAGGAGGCGUCGAGCAGCUGCGAGAAAUGCAAUAGAAGCUGCACAAAUGUUUUGAGAAGGACCGAUUACGUUAUCACUCCGGGCAUAGGGGCACACAAGCUGCACACUCGCAAGCAGAUGUGGAACGUGGCACGCAAAUCCUGCAUGGAGGAAGGAGGUUACUUGGCCAUCCCGAACUCGUUAGCCGAAGAGGCGAUUCUGCUAAAAUGGAUGCAGGCCACGAAGGUCGAUCGGGCCUGGUUAGGUAUUCACGAUCUGUUCGAAGAAGGCGACUGGGUAACCAUAACCGGUGAAUCGUUGGAGAGAUCCGGCUACGACAAAUGGACACCAGCGAUCCCGGGCGAUCCCGACAACGCGGGCGGGAAUCAGAACUGCGCGGCGCUUGUGGGCGAACAUGGCGGAAUGGACGACAUCCAAUGCGGGGACUCCUUCUUCUACUUCUGCGAGAUCACCAUGUGUUGAUCGGUUGGGUCUAGAUCCCAGAAAAACUACGAUAUU
This is a messenger RNA of Colletes gigas, 771 nucleotides long. RefSeq names its product hemolymph lipopolysaccharide-binding protein-like. Lineage: Eukaryota; Metazoa; Arthropoda; Insecta; Hymenoptera; Colletidae. The transcript has 3 exons. Bases 13 to 735 code for a protein of 240 amino acids. The record is from RefSeq and is a predicted model, not a curated record.